Messenger RNA from Cornus florida, 4514 nucleotides. RefSeq lists its product as uncharacterized. Lineage: Eukaryota; Viridiplantae; Streptophyta; Magnoliopsida; Cornales; Cornaceae. Gene Ontology annotation, molecular function: DNA binding; protein dimerization activity. The transcript is spliced from 6 exons. The coding region runs from base 1844 to 3937 and encodes 697 amino acids. The record is from RefSeq and is a predicted model, not a curated record.
AUCGCUCACCUAAACAAACAGUUUCUGUUUCUCUAGUUUCGUCUUCUCUGAAACCAUCGUCUCUAGAGUGAAGAAGAAGAAGAAGAGAAGGUAAUCGGCAAUGGUGACCUAAUCUUGGAGGGCUUAAUUAGGUCACAACUAAUGGCAUCGCAGAAGAAUCAAACUGCCGCAUGACCGUAAAGAGAUGAUUUUGCAAUGAUUUUGGCCUUCUCCAAUACCCCUUUAAUAACAUCUAUAGCUUCAAUUUUCUCUAAUAUUAGUGCAAUGCAAUGAAAUCACUGCACUCACUGACCAAAAGAAUUUUCUGUGUUUUUCCAUAAAUACCUUACCUGCAACCUCCAUCCAGACAGAUGCAGGAUAUGUAACCCGAUUUGUACCACAUUCAGAACCCUAACCUCCCCUAUGAACUUCAUCCAAGAAACAACUGUAAGGUCCUCAUCAACCAUUCCAGUAUAGGCUGAAAUAUCAAAUGACCGAAGAUAAAUAGGUCCUUGCGGUCAAUCAAUCCACUACAACAUUGAUCAGGUCUCGACCCUUCCCAUUGAUCCAUCCGUCCAGUAUAACGCUGCAUCCGGUGUUUUUUUUCAUGAAUCUCUGAUCUCUUUCUCAUACUGUUGCAUCUCUUUUACUUCUCCCGCGAGGAUCCACCCUUUCAACCCCUGAAAUGGGUAUCUUAAAUCCAGCUUCACCACAAGUUAGUGUCGCAUCAUUUUCUGGAAGCUAAGAGAUUUCACAACACUAAAAUCAAUGCCAGAUUCAUACAAAAAUCUAGCAAUGCAUUUUUGAGCUUCCCGUGACAACAGACUUUCUAUUACAUUGGUGGCUGCUAGGAAACCUAUUCUUCCCCUUGAAAAAGAAACAGAUGCCCUCUCACUCUUUCGACCCAUGCCCUUCCCUUCGAUUUGCAGUCAAGAGGACGAGAAAAGAGAUCGCUUAUGUUAUUUCGAUCUAUCAUUUUUCCAUCGGUUUCCCUAUUGGAUCUGGUGACCGCUGAUGGAACGGAGGAGGAAGAAUAGAAGUAGAGGGAUUGGACACGGAAAGGAAGGGAAAUUCACUCGCACGUGUAUGGUAGUUUAUCAGAUGGAUGUUCUUAAUGAGGAGCCCUUCAUUACCUACUCCCACUAUCUCACAAGUCAAGAGGACGAGGACACAGGAGAGGAGAGGAAUCUCUGCAUCGUCAACAGAUCGUUGCGCUAGGGGCAAUUAUGUCAUUUAUUACCUGUUUCUCUAUGGGAUGUGGUUAUCACUGGAACGAAGGAGGAAGGAGUGAUGUCAAAGCGGUCAGCCCCAUCGGACACGGAAAAGAAAAGAAAAGAAAAGAAAAAAAAGAAAGGAAAGGAAGAAUUACACUCACGCGUUUAUAAUUGCAUUUGAAAUCGUGAUGUAUAGUAGUUUAUCAGUACUGCUCUGCUAUUCUUAACGAGCCCUUCAUUACCUAGUCCCACUGUCUCACAAGGUGGUGUUCUUAAGGUGCAAAUCACCAUUCACUAGUGAAACAAGCUUGCCUGCUUGGUUAUACCUCACCCCCACUAUCUGAGGACCAAAUUCUAGAGCUCGCAACUGUUUGCAGUCCUACCUUAGUGGAAAUGCUUUACUCAUACAUGGGCUUUUCAUGAUUUUUGGCUAGUUCAAUUGUUCAUUCACAUCACUAAAAUUAGUUUAGAUCAGUAUAAAAGUACAGGAGUUGGUUAUAGUAUUACUUGGUGAGGAGCAAUAACCCUUGGGGAAGAAAGAAGAGGUAAAAACAAAAGGAAAAAGAAGGUGAUUGGUCAGUUUUGCAAUACAUUCUCUACCGUAGGAUUGAUUACCACCUAUUUAGGGCUUCCGGAUCCAUUUAAUAAAAAUGGCUGCGAAUGAAGUCUCCAUUGAUGUUCAUGAUCACGGUAUGGCUCUUGAUGGGCAAAAGGGAAGAGUUAAAUGCAACUAUUGUGAUAAAGUUAUAAGCAGUGGCUUCAGCCGCCUUCGUUACCAUUUAGGAGGCAUAAGGGGAGAUGUAUCUCCUUGUAUGGAAGUUCCUGCAGUGGUGAAGGAACUAAUGAGAAACAAGCUCUUUGAAUCGAAAAGAGGAAACUUGAGCAAGGAAGUCGGGGAGCUCCGCCACCCAAACCUUCCUUGGAAGAGGAAUUGGUCUCCUUACUCGAAUGGUGAUGGUAAUACAUUGGAAACCACUCAAACAGUUGGAUGUGGGAGCAAAAAGCGGGCUAAGGAGAACUCUACAUCAAAAAACAGUGAGAGGGCAUCUGUUUCUUUUUCUGAGGGAAGAAUAGGUUCCCUAGCAGCUACCAAUGCAAUAGAAAGUCCGUUGUCACGGGAAGCUCAAAAAUGCAUUGGUAGAUUCUUCUGUGAAUCUGGCAUUAAUUUUCGUGUUGCGAAAUCUCUUAGCUUCCAGAAAAUGAUUAACGCCACUCUAGCUUGUGGUGAAGCUGGAUUUAAGAUCCCCACUUGUCAGGGGUUGAAAGGGUGGAUCCUUCAGGAAGAAGUAAAAGAGAUGCAGCAGUAUGUGAAGAAGAUCAGAGAUUCAUGGAAAAGCACUGGGUGCAGCGUUAUACUGGACGGAUGGAUCGAUGGGAAGGGUCAAGAUCUGAUCAAUGUUCUAGUUGAUUGCCCACAAGGACCUAUUUAUCUUCGUUCAUUUGAUAUCUCAUCCUAUGUGGGAAAUGUUGAUGCCUUCCAGUUGUUUCUUGAUGAAGUUAUUGGGGAGGUUGGGGUUGAGAAUGUGGUACAAAUAGUUACAUAUUCUGCAUCAGCCUGGAUGCAGGCUGCAGGCAAGGUUUUUAUGGAAAAACACAGGACAGUCUUCUGGACAGUCAGUGCAUCUCAUUGCAUAGCACUGAUGUUAGAGAAAAUUGGAGCUAUAGAUGUCAUUAAAGGGGUAUUGGAGAAGGCCAAAAUCAUUACAAAAUUCAUUUAUGGUCAUGCGGCAGUUUUAGAGCUUCUAAGAUAUCACACCGAUGGCUGUGACCUAAUUAAGCCCUCCAACAUUAAGUCAGCGAUGCCCUUCUUGACUAUAGAGAAUAUUGUGUCAGAAAAGGCAAACCUAAAGAAAAUGAUUGUUUCUUCUGAGUGGAAUACCUCAAUCUGGGCUGCUAGCAUGGAAGGGAAAAGAGUAGCUAAUUUAGUGGAGAGCAGCUCUUUCUGGUCUGGAGCCACUAUGGUUUUGAAGGCAACUAUCCCUCUGGUGCGUGCUUUGGAAUUAAUCAAUGGGGAUGAUGAGCCGAAACUUUGUUUAAUAUAUGAAACGAUGGAUCAGGUUAAGGAAACAAUUAAAGAGGAAUUUAGAAAGAAGGAAGCGAAGUACAUGCCGUUCUGGGAAGUAAUUGAUGAGAUUUGGAACCAGCAUCUCCACAGUCCUCUUCAUUGUGCCGGUUACUUUUUGAACCCAGUUCUUACUUAUUCAAGUGAUUUCUUCUUUGAUACUGAGGUUUUCAGUGGCCUAUCAUGCUCCAUUUUCCAUAUGGUGGAAGACAAACAUGUUCAGGAUCUGGUUUUGCUACAAAUUGAUGAGUAUCGAAAGGCUAAGGGUGCCUUUGGCGAGGGAAGUGCCAUUGACCAACGAUUGAAUGUUCCUCCAGCUGUUUGGUGGUCCUACUAUGGAGGAGAAUGUCCUGAACUGCAGAGACUGGCCAUUCGAGUUCAAAGCCAGACGUGCGAUGGUGCUUCAAAGUAUGGGCUCAAGAGGACAUUGGCCGAGAAGCUGCUCACAAAAGGAAGGAAUCGUAUCGAGCAAGAACGAUUGACUGAUCUGACAUUUGUUCAGUAUAAUAUGCAGUUGCGGAACUUCAAGUUGGGUCAUACUGAUGGCACAGUGAAUGAAGAAAUGGACCCAAUGGAUGAUUGGCCUGUGGAUGAAGCAGCGUGGAUGGACGUGGAUUGUGGAGAUGCAACUGCCGAUGGAGGGGCUAUUAAUGGAGAAGGACCUUCUACUUCUCAUCCAUAACAGGAGGACCCAGGUGAGUAGAUAUCUUAAAAUGAAAGUGGAAAAAGAAGAGGAUCAGACAGUUUGGGAGAUCAGAUUUAAAUUUUCUAGGGUUCUUGGACUGGCCUUGUUUGGCACAAAGGUAGAUCAAGAGCUUCUGUCACCACAGAUUUGGCCAUUCUUGACAAACUCCUACUUUUAUUCAUUUGUCUGCUAUAUGUCAUAAUUGAAUGGGAAAUAUUGGUUCUGUGAACAAUUGGUUUUGCAAUUUUGCACUGAGGUUUGGGCUUGGAGUUCAGAAUUUGCUGGUUACUUUUGCAUGAAGGGGUUUAUAUAAAUUUGUUCUAGUUAUGCAAUGUCCAUGAGGCAUUCAAGGAUCAGAUGAUGUUCUGACUACCUAGUAUGUGUUCACAAAGGUGAUUACAGUUUUUGUGUUGUUGGAAAUACCUACAGCUUUAUUUUUAUUUAUUUAUUUUUGGUACUGAUAAAAAUUGUGAUUUUUAGAUUGUAAUAAAUCUUCGAUAACACCUGCAGAAUUGGGUCGAAUAGCUUGUUUUGAUCCAGAAGGAUUGAUCUUGAUAUAUUCUUUUGGUAGAAA